AUGGCUGGAAGUCAUUACUCUCCCACUAUCAAUACUACUGGUUUCACUAGUGUUACCAGAGCUAAUGCAGCUAAGAGAAUUAAUUUUAAUGAGACAGAAACCAAAAUGUCCAUGGAGAAAAUGAAGAUCAUUGCUAAAAAAGUUAUCAAAGAUUGGAAUUGGAUUUCUAAUGUGCAUCAUACUGCUAACAAGGCUAGAAUAUGGCUUCUUUGGGAUAGUAACUUUUUAACUGUACAGAAUAUCAAUAGUUCUGAUCAGUAUAUUACAUGCAAAGUGGAAUCAAAAGAUGGAAGGCUAAAGUGUUUAAUCACAGCCAUAUAUGCUCUCAAUCAUCCAGAAGGCAGGAAAAUUCUCUGGAAUGAUCUUAUGGUUUUCAAAAGGAAUGUUUCAGAUCCCUGGUUAGUAGGAGGGGACUACAAUGCCAUUCUUAGUAGUGAAGAGAAGAUAGGAGGGGCUCAAAUUACAGAUACAGAGGUUGAAGACUUUCAGAAUUUUAUUGAUACAAGCCAAUUAAAGCAUAUUAAAUCCACUGGUUGUUUUUUCACCUGGAGUAACAAACAGGAUGCUUCUACAAGAGUAUGGAGUAGGUUGGAUAGAAUUCUAGUAAAUGAUGACUGGAUUUUCCAAUAUACAUCAAGCCAGGUUGAAUAUCUGAUGCCACACUGCUCUGAUCACUCCCCUGGGUUGCUAACAACAGGUGAUGAAGUGAAUUGUGAAGGCAAGAGACCUUUUAAAUUCUUUGCUAUGUGGACUAAACACCCUGACUUUCUACCAGCAGUCAGUAAUCAUGUAUCAAGGGCAAAAGCAGAGCUGUAUGAUAUUCAAGUUCAACUGAAUUCUGACCUCUUUAAUCCAGGUCUGAUUGUUAGGGAAAAGGAGCACAUCAGGAAAUAUACAAAAUUACUUGAUUGUGAAAAUUCUUUCUACAGGCAAAAAGCCAAUAUUAAAUGGGGAUUGCAAGGUGACAAGAGUACCCAGUACUUUCAUGCUGUCAUGAAAAACAAAAGACACCACAAUAGGGUGAUGUCUAUAUAUACUGAAAAUGGUAUUAGGAUUACAAAAACCCAAGGAAUCAUUUCUGAAUUUAUCCAAUACUACAAAAAAUUGCUUGGAACUACAAUUCACACUUCACCUCCUGACCCUGAGGUUAUCUCUAAAUGA
Messenger RNA from Asparagus officinalis (garden asparagus), 1161 nucleotides. RefSeq lists its product as uncharacterized. The coding region runs from base 1 to 1161 and encodes 386 amino acids. The record is from RefSeq and is a predicted model, not a curated record. The transcript is spliced from 3 exons. NCBI's taxonomy places the organism in Eukaryota, Viridiplantae, Streptophyta, Magnoliopsida, Asparagales, Asparagaceae. Gene Ontology annotation, molecular function: catalytic activity.